Messenger RNA from Arachis duranensis, 1951 nucleotides. RefSeq names its product carotenoid 9,10(9',10')-cleavage dioxygenase 1. The record is from RefSeq and is a predicted model, not a curated record. The transcript has 14 exons. Gene Ontology annotation, biological process: carotene catabolic process. Gene Ontology annotation, molecular function: carotenoid dioxygenase activity. Lineage: Eukaryota; Viridiplantae; Streptophyta; Magnoliopsida; Fabales; Fabaceae. The coding region runs from base 190 to 1833 and encodes 547 amino acids. Gene Ontology annotation, cellular component: chloroplast stroma.
ACCAUAUGCACCAAGUUCAGUAUCCACUUUCGCAUCUUCAACGUGGCAAUUUCUGUGCCAGCAACUCCAACACUGAACCACAUGCCACAAAUCAAUGAAUCAUUGAUAAAUCUACGAGUUACGACCCACAUGCACAACCACGUAACUUAAAAGCUCAAAGGCUUUUGUUUGAGAGUUAAAGCAGAGGCAAUGGGCGACGAGGGUGAGAAAUUGAUUAAUGGAAAAGAAGUAGAGGGGAUAGUGAAGGUGGAACCCAAACCAAGCAAAGGGUUGGCAUCUAAAGUGGUAGACUUGUUGGAGAAGAUUGUGGUCAAGUUGUUCCAUGACCCUUCACUUCCACAACAAUAUCUCAACGGCAAUUUUGGUCCUGUGCUUCUUGAGACCCCUCCCACUAACAACCUCCCUGUUACAGGAUACCUCCCGGAUUGCUUGAAUGGAGAAUUUGUCAGAGUUGGACCUAAUCCAAAGUUUGCUCCUGUGGCUGGAUAUCACUGGUUUGACGGAGACGGUAUGAUUCAUGGUUUGCGCAUCAAAGACGGAAAAGCUACAUAUGUUUCCCGUUUCGUCAGAACUUCUCGUCUGAAACAAGAAGAAUACUUUGGUGGUGCCAAAUUUAUGAAGAUUGGAGAUCUCAAGGGCCUGCUUGGACUGUUAAUGGUCAACAUACAAAUGUUGAGAUAUAAAUUGAAAGUAUUGGAUGAUUCUUAUGGGCAUGGAACUGCUAACACAGCUCUCAUAUAUCACCAUGGGAAUCUUCUAGCACUCCAUGAAGGAGAUAAACCCUAUGCUAUUAAAGUUUUUGAGGAUGGAGAUCUGCAGACUCUCGGCUUGAUGGACUACGACAAGAGAUUGGACCAUUCCUUCACUGCACAUCCCAAAGUUGACCCAUUUACUGGAGAGAUGUUUACAUUUGGCUAUUCGCAAACUCCACCAUAUGUCACUUACAGAGUGAUUUCAAAGGAUGGUUUUAUGCAUGAUGCUGUACCUAUAACGAUAUCAGAACCCGUCAUGAUGCAUGAUUUUGCCAUCACAGAAAAUUAUGCAAUAUUUAUGGAUCUUCCUCUGUAUUUUAGGCCAAAGGACAUGGUGAAGGAAAAAAAAUUGAUAUUCCAAUAUGAUUCAACAAAGAAAGCACGGUUUGGUGUCUUGCCUCGUUAUGCAAAGGAUGAGCAGCAAAUUAGAUGGUUUGAGCUUCCAAAUUGCUUCAUAUUCCACAAUGCAAAUGCUUGGGAAGAGGAAGAUGAAGUUGUUUUGAUCACAUGCCGCCUUGAAGAUGUAGAUUUGGACGAGGGCGGUGGUGCUGUCAAGGAAACAAUUGGAAGUUUAACCAAUCAGCUGUAUGAAAUGAGAUUCAACAUGAAAAGUGGUCAAGCUUCCCAGAAGAAACUAUCAGAACCUAGUGUAGAUUUUCCCAGGGUCAAUGAAAGCUACACUGGCAGGAAGCAGCGUUAUGUAUAUGGGACCAUAUUAAGCAGCAUGGCAAAAAUUACAGGAAUUGUUAAAUUUGAUUUACAUUCUGAACCUGAGUCAGGAAAAACAAAGCUUGAAGUUGGAGGAAAUGUUGAGGGUAUCUAUGCCUUAGGGCCAGGGAGAUUCGGUUCGGAGGCUAUCUUUGUUCCUCGAGUGCUUGGUACUCCUUGUGAAGAAGAUGAUGGAUACUUGAUCUUCUAUGUGCAUGAUGAGAAUACUAAAAACUCAUAUGCACAUGUCAUCGAUGCGAAAACAAUGUCAUCAGAUCCCGUUGCGAUUGUUGAGUUGCCAGCGAGAGUUCCAUAUGGUUUUCAUGCUUUCUUUGUUACUGAGGAGCAACUUCAAGAACAGGGGAAACUCUGAUUGUUCUGCCAUCUUCGGUUUCUAUACCCAUCGUUCUUAAUAUGCUCACCCAUUUUUACUAUGCUUGCAUAUAUUAUAUCCUCUAUCAAUAAUAUCACGCAGACUUGUGUGUUUUAAA